AUGUGCAUGGGUAUGUGGAAGGGAAGAGGGGUGUACAGACAGGAAGAGGGGUGUACAAACAGGAAGAGGGGUAUACAGACAGGAAGAGGGGUGUACAGACAGGAAGAGGGUGUACAAACAGGAACAGGGGUGUACAGACAGGAAGAGAGGUAUACAGACAGGAAGAGGGGUGUACAGGCAGGAACAGGGGUGUACAGACAGGAAGAGGGCAUACAGACAGGAAGAGGGAUGUACAGACAGGAAGAGGGGUGUACAGACAGGAAAAAGGAUGUACAGACAGGAAGAGGGGUAUACCGACAGGAAGAGGGCAUACAGACAGGAAGAGGGAUGUACACACAGGAGGAGGGGUGUACAGACAGGAAGAGGGCAUACAGACAGGAAGAGGGAUGUACAGACAGGAAGAGGGGUGAACAGACAGGAAGAGGGGUGUACAGACAGGAAGAGGGUAUACAGACAGGAAGAGGGAUGUACAGACAGGAAGAGGGGUGUACAGACAGGAAGAGGGGUGUACAGACAGGAAGAGGGUAUACAGACAGGAAGAGGGGUGUACAGACAGGACAAAGGGUGUACAGACAGGAAGAGGGAUGUACAGACAGGAAGAGGGGUGUACAGACAGGAAGAGGGGUAUACAGACAGGAAGAGAGGUAUACAGACAGGAAGAGGGUGUACAAACAGGAACAGGGGUGUACAGACAGGAAGAGAGGUAUACAGACAGGAAGAGGGGUGUACAGACAGGAAGAGGGGUAUACAGACAGGAAGAGGGGCGUACAGACAGGAACAGGGGUGUACAGACAGGAAGAGGGAUGUACAGACAGGAAGAGGGGUGUACAGACAGGAAGAGGGGUGUACAGACAGGAAGAGGGUAUACAGACAGGAAGAGGGGGUGUACAGGCAGGAAAAAGGAUGUACAGACAGGAAGAGGGUAUACAGACAGGAAGAGGGGUGUACAGACAGGAAGAGGGGUGUACAGACAGGAAGAGGGUAUACAGACAGGAAGAGGGGGUGUACAGACAGGAAAAAGGAUGUACAGACAGGAAGAGGGUAUACAGACAGGAAGAGGGGUAUACAGACAGGAAGAGGGGUGUGCAGACAGGAAGAGGGGUGUACAGACAGGAAGAGGGUAUACAGACAGGAAGAGGGUAUACAGACAGGAAGAGGGGUGUACAGACAGGAAGAGGGGUGUACAGACAGGAAGAGGGGUAUACAGACAGGAAGAGGGGGUGUACAGACAGGAAAAAGGAUGUACAGACAGGAAGAGGGUAUACAGACAGGAAGAGGGGUAUACAGACAGGAAGAGGGGUGUGCAGACAGGAAGAGGGGUGUACAGACAGGAAGAGGGUAUACAGACAGGAAGAGGGUAUACAGACAGGAAGAGGGGUGUACAGACAGGAAGAGGGUAUACAGACAGGAAGAGGGGUGUACAGACAGGAAGAGGGGUGUACAGACAGGAAGAGGGUAUACAGACAGGAAGCGGGUAUACAGACAGGAAGAGGGGUGUACAGACAGGAAGAGGGUAUACAGACAGGAAGAGGGGUGUACAGACAGGACAAAGGGUGUACAGACAGGAAGAGGGUAUACAGACAGGAAGCGGGUAUACAGACAGGAAGAGGGUAUACAGACAGGAAGAGGGUGUACAGACAGGAAGAGGGGUGUACAGACAGGACAAAGGGUGUACAGACAGGAAGAGGGGUGUACAGACAGGAAAAAGGGUGUACACAGGAAGAGGGGUGUACAGACAGGAAGAGGGGUGUACAGGCAAGCGACCGUGCGAACAGCUCCCAUGAGAGUAGCUUCAACGUCGAUGGGUGUACGCUGGGAGAAAUGAAUGAGGUUCCGCGUAGAACAGACGUCAUCUUGGGCCUCAUCACCACCUGCUGGUGUGAUGCAAUGCACGUUGACCUCGUUGAAUGUUACUGGGUCAAAAAGUUCUUGGCUUUACAACCUCGCUUCCAUCGAGAAGACGAUCCAUAG
This is a messenger RNA of Haliotis rufescens (red abalone), 1971 nucleotides long. RefSeq names its product golgin subfamily A member 6-like protein 22. The record is from RefSeq and is a predicted model, not a curated record. The transcript has 2 exons. NCBI's taxonomy places the organism in Eukaryota, Metazoa, Mollusca, Gastropoda, Lepetellida, Haliotidae. Bases 1 to 1971 code for a protein of 656 amino acids.